Pelobates cultripes (western spadefoot toad) is the source of this 217-nucleotide messenger RNA. Lineage: Eukaryota; Metazoa; Chordata; Amphibia; Anura; Pelobatidae. The record is from the annotation of a GenBank genome assembly.
UAUUGGGACAGAUUACUCUCUCUAUUUUCGGAAAUCAUUGAUGCACAUAACUCCCUGGCUGCUGCCUUCUCCUCAUUACAGAAAAAAACUGCAAUUCUUGGAAGAAAAAGUUCCAGACCAUGAAGACCACAACAGGCCAAACAAUGUUCGGAUCUGCAGGGUCCCGGAAGCUAUCAAACCGCAAGACCUAACAAAAUUUGUGCAAGAGCUGUUUAAG